UAAAGGUUUCUGAAUUUUCCUUUGAAAAAUUUCCCAUAAAACCCCUGUAAUAUUCAUCUGUGUGUCCUAUAAAUUGGAUUGCUUUCUUUGUCUUUUUUUUUUGAUUGUUGCUGUUGGAGAGCAGAUCCUGCCUUUGAUUGAAAUGGAAUCUUCCACUAUUUAUCAAGUCUUUGUUGAAUGAGUCAUCCAAGCUGCCUCUUAUUGGCUGAGGUGGUUAGUUCCCAAGGGAUUGCCUGGCAGAGACUGCAAGACCCUGCUUCAUUCACAGAAAUAUUGGCUUGCUAGCUGGCCCUUUCAUUCACAGAAACAGAAUUUCAUUCACAUUUUGUUGUUUUUCUCUGCUUCUAAAGAAAAGAACUGGUUGGGAAUUUUGUUUUCCCUUUGGAUAACAGUAGAAACACUCUAUCGUUUGUGUGUUUGCUGCUGCUAUGAUAGCCAGGGGAAGGAAAAAAUGAAUUCUGUGCCUCUGCUCAAGGAGGUUUGCGACAUGAUGAAAGGAGGUUCUGCAGCUCGCUAGCAAUUUGCUUGUAGGUUGAAAAGGACAUUUCUAUUAUUCAUCACACCUGGAAUCAGACUGGGCGGCGUCCCCUCAUUGUUCUAGAAAUUAUACCAAUGAAAUACAAUGAUUUGAAACUGUUUAAAUGGCUUGUAUAUCGGACUUAAAGCUCACUGCUAUUGGGCAGAGCCUCCAAACGACUUACUGUGCCGUGGUGAGUCUCAUGUCUUUUGGAAGGAGGUUGCUCAUUUUUUAAGACUAUUUUUAGAGAUUUUUUGCCUGUGAUCUAUCUAUGCUGAAAACGAGUAAAGCGAAUUCGAUGUGAGAAAUUAGUCCGGAGUUUUGGAACCUGCAUUGGGCCUUUCCAGGAGAGGGAAUUUCCCAUUUGUUCUCAUCAGAUGCCAGAAGGAAUGCCAAUUUUUAGCUCAAUCCUGCCAUCUGACUCCUCAAGAGAAAGGAUUUUUACGUGGAUUACAUUGGAAUGAAAGCAUUUUUCUUCCUUAGUGACUGCAGGACGUCAAGAUACAACCAAGAGGCUGUUGGAUUUGUUUCAUCUGGUUUUCUGGCCAUUUUAAUGGUUUAAAUAACCGAAGCAUUCCAAUGGGAUUGAGCUGCCUGCAGAGUCCUUUGGACUAUUUCUGUGGAGAAAAGGCACAGGGCUUCUGAAGCUUGUUGCCAUAUUUAAGAAACGUUUUUCUAUCGCCAUGUCUAUGUGACUUAUUCAUUAGGAAAAACCAGUGCUGGCAAAGGCAGGCUCAGACAUUUCCGUACUUUUGCUUUACAAUUGUUGGAGUGUCUGUAAAUCUUCAGGGCUUGAGGAAGAGAGCUCUCUCUCUGUCUCUCUCUCUCUGUCUCUGUCUCUCUCUCUCUCUGUCUCUCUCUCUCUCUCCUGUCUCUCUGUCUCUCUCUCCCUCCCUCUGUCUGUCUCUGUCUCUCUCUCUGUCUCUCCCUCCCUCUGUCUCUCUGUCUCUCUCUCCCUCUCUCUCUCUCCCCCCCCCCUUUCCAUCUCUCAGUCUCUCUGUCUCUGUCUCUGUCCCUCUCCUCUGUCUCUCAGUCUCUCUAUCUCCCUCUCCUCUCUCUCUCCCUCUCUCUCUCUCUCCCUCUCCUCUGUCUCUCUCUGUCUCUGUCUCUCUCCCUCUCCUCUCUCUCUCCCUCUCCUCUCUGUCUCUCUCUGUCUCUGUCUCUCUCCCUCUCUCUCUCCCUCUCCUCUCUGUCUCUCUCUGUCUCUGUCUCUCUCCUUCUCCUCUCUCUCUCCCUCUCCUCUCUGUCUCUCUCUAUCUCUGUCUCUCUGUCUCUGUCUCUCUCUGUCUCUCUCUCUCUCCCUCUCCUCUCUGUCUCUCUGUCUCUCCUCUCUCUCUCUGUCUCUGUCUCUCUCUCUCUCUCCUGUCUCUCUGUCUCUCUCUCCCUCCCUCUGUCUCUCCCUCUCUCUCUCUUUCCCUCUCUCUCUCUCUCCCUCUCCUCUCUGUCUCUCUCCUUCUCCUCCCUCCCUCCCUCCCUCCCUCUCUCUCUCUCUCUCUCUCUCUCUCUCUCUCUCUCUCCCUCUCUCUCUCUCUCUCUCUCUCUCUCUCUCCUGUCUCUGUCUCUCUCUCCCUCCCUCUGUCUCUCUCUCCCUCCCUCUGUCUCUCUGUCUCUCUCUCCUCUCUGUCUCCCCCUCUCUCUCUCUCUCUGUGUCUCUCUCUCUCUCUCCCCCCCCCUCUCUCUCCCCCUCUCUCUCCCUCUCUCUCUCUCUCCCUCUCCUCUCUGUCUCUCUCUCUCUCCUCUCUGUCUCUGUCUCUCUCCCUCUCUCCCUCUCUCCCUCUCCCUCUCUCUCUGAAGUGCUUUUCCGUCAAGUAGGGCCGUCACAUGCUUCUAAGGCUAUACAGGUGAGCCGAGCAGGCUGGGCUUAACCCCUGGGGCAGAACUGAAGAUUUGGGGCAUGUAAAGUAGCAGAUUCAGCUGUGGCCACAGAAGCAGCGCGUUGGCGGGGCAGCUGCCUUCGGAGGCCGCUUCGGCCUGUGCUACAAAGGCACGGAGGCUCGAGCAAGGUGAGGAGUCCAAAGAGAAGAGAAGGAAGAUUCUUGGAGCAAAUCUGCGGAAAGGGAUGGGAGGCUUUCGAGAAGCGAUUGGCUCGGCGUGCUCCAAGUGGGUGGAGGGGCCUCUUCUCCGGCAGGAAGCUGGAAGUGCUUCGCUGUGUUCACUGAGCCUUUGUUGAAAAGGGUCUCCUCAUUCGGGCGCUUCGCUGACACUUGGCGGCCGAGCGGGCCCGAGUCUGUCCGAGAACUGCCACUUUCCCGUCCCGGGAAGCCGGCGCAGCCUCCUUGGGUGGCCGGGGCUAUUUUGGCGAGGGUGCGCCGGGCAGUGUCCUUCUGCCUUCCUUCGGUAGCGCCUCUGAGUCGGGAGCGCCCGCCCCCAGUUACGGCCUCGCUCCGCGGUCAUGGAGUGCCUGCUAUGAGAGCGCAGGUGUUCCGGGGCUUGGCACCCGCUCUGCCCCAGCCUCCAGGGGAGCGGCCAGGCGGGCAUGCGUCCGCGCACCAAGUACAGCCGCUUCAGGAACGACUCGCUGACGCCCGUGGAUGACCUGGUCCACAGCUUGUCCGCGAGCACCGGCAAGGGGUCGGCCCUCGCCCCCGCCUCAGACCUCCCGGCCCCCUACGAGCUCUCGGCCCCGGAGGAUGGACCCGGCGCGCUCUGUGCCCUCCUGCAGAAAGUGGCUCACUUGAAAUGCUCCAGUGCCGGCAGCCUGGUGGCCGUCCACAAGCUGCCUCCGGCAGCCCAGGCACCAGGCGCCUCAGACAGCACAGGGAGCCCGGCCUCUGCCGCUCCGUGGUCUCCGCAGAGCACCGGCACCAUGAGCGCAGGCAAAGCGUGGCAGCCGGAGGACGCGCGCCCGGGAAGGGAAGCCGGCCGUUCCGGCAGCCUUUCGGGCAGGGAGCCUUCCGGAGGGCGGCUGUACUCGGACGAGGAGAUCCUGGGACCCGGCGUGACGUUUGAAGUGAAGUAUUUGGGCUGCUUAGAAGUUUUACGUUCAAUGAGAUCUCUUGACUUUAGUACAAGAACUCAGAUUACAAGGGAAGCUAUCAGUCGUGUUUGUGAAGCAGUACCUGGUGCCAAAGGAGGCUUCAGAAAACAAAAGCCACCACGGAAAAUCCUAUCCAAUAUCCUAGGAAAGAGCAACCUACAGUUUGCAGGGAUGAACAUCACCUUGAAUAUAUCAACCACUAGCCUAAACUUGAUGAUACCUUAUUCGAAACAGAUUAUAGCAAAUCAUCACAUGCAGUCUAUUUCUUUUGCCUCUGGAGGGGAUCCGGAUACAACAGAUCAUGUUGCCUAUGUAGCUAAGGACCCUGUUAAUCAUAGAGCCUGCCAUAUCCUGGAAUGCGCCGACGGCCUGGCUCGGGAUGUUAUCAGGACCAUAGGUCAAGCUUUUGAGCUUCGAUUCAAGCAGUAUUUGCGAUGUCCGUCCAAGCUACAGGCUCUCCAUGAAUGCAGGCAAAGUCUGGAUGAGCCGUGGAUGGAGGACGAAGGAGAAAGAGCAGAACAUCCAUAUUAUAACAGCAUUCCAAACAAAGUGCUCCAUACAGGAGGGUCUUUUGAUGCUAGAUCAAAAACCAGCAUUUGUACUGCUCACCCAAGCAAGUCUGCAGGAAGAGAGCAAACUUACUACCAGGGACGGCAUUUAGGAUGCAAAUUCAGUGAUGAUGGGCAGCAUGUACCUAUUUGGCAAGGUUCUUUGGAUAGUUAUAAUUGGCCAGAAGGAAGAUCCCGCGUCGCUCCUCCAGAAGAGGCUCCUAUCUAUGUGAAUGCGCCCUGUGCAAAUGCACAAUCUUUGCAGGCUGACAACGUGUUCGGUGAAACAACGGCCACUGCCAGAGACAGCAGUCCAAGAAAGGAUUUAUUCGACAUGAAACCUUUUGAAGAUGCUCUUAACCAAAGCAUGGGCCCUUUGUUGACUAAGGCUGCGUCAGUGGAAAACACCAGUCCAAUUAUAUCUAGAGCAGUUGAUUGGAAAGAGAUGGAAGAAUUGAAUUCAGAGCUUUGGUAUCAAGGAGAAAUGAGCAGAAAAGAAGCAGAGCAGCUGCUUACAAAAGACGGGGACUUCCUUGUCAGGAAGAGCACCACCAACCCUGGAUCCUAUGUCCUGACAGGCAUGCAUUACGGUCAAGUCAAGCACCUUCUUUUGGUGGACCCAGAAGGAAUUGUGCGGACGAAGGACCAAGUCUUUGACAGCAUCAGCCACCUCAUCAGCUACCAUCUGGACAACCGUUUGCCCAUAACGUCAGCCGGGAGCGAGCUCUGCCUUCAGCAGCCUGUGCAGAGGAAGCAGUGACCCUGGCGCCGCUGAGCCUCUGUCCUCAGUGAGCUCUGCUCCGUCAAUGCGCACCUCAGACAGCUUCGACUCAACGUGCAUCCUCCACAGCUUUGUCUCCUCGGAGAGGGCCAGCGACUCAGGAAUGGGUGACGCAGGGGCUCAAUGGCAUGGAAAACCUUCCUCAAACGGCAUUUUAAUCACCUUAUUCCAGUCACUUCACUUGCGUCCUCGCACCCUGCAUUUCUACCCAUACUUAUGACAUCUGUAGAGAUAAGACUGGUCUCUUUUAACUGAAAUGUCCACUCUGACUGUCCGAGCCGAGCUUGGGCUGGACUGCGCUGUUCCAGGAGGAAACUUCCUCUGGAGGAUGUUAUUUCGGUCCAGUGAAGACACUAGUUAGAUUGGAUGACCAGAAGGGCCGUAGGCGGGGCAGGCCGUGCUGCUCACUGGAAAUACUUGGGGAUCUUUCUGUGAAGUUCACAGAAAAGCUUUUUCUCCUGAAAACGCAGCAUUUGUUCUCCGAGCACGACGAGCUUGUGCCUGGUCUGAAAGUGCACCGCGUGACUUCCGAGCGAGCACUCGCUUCCUCCAACAGGUCCUCUGGGAUGCUGCCUUGAUCCGCAGAAAUCACGUCUAUGUCUGUGGUGGCGGGAGGCGGCCCGGCCCCGCCCCUUUGAGAGUCACGUGCUGGCAGGACGCUGGCCUUAGUCAGUGCUCCGCACCCCCAAAGCCCGAAGGUCUAGAGGGGGCUUAAAGCCAACUAUGCGCACGGGACCAAGGCGGCCUGGCUGGCGUCAAGGUCUCCGCCGAGCUUUCCUUCCCUUUAUCCCCCGGAUGCUCGUCUUACGGCAGAACCCUCAGAGCUGGGGCUCUGGGCUGGCUGAGUCUGUGCACUCUUCUGUCCUUGUCAAUGAGCUUGUGCUGGAGGGCUGCCCCCCCACCCCCACCCCCACCCCCAUGGAGGAGCGCACGCUUCCGCUUCCUUUUCUCCUUCUGGGGAGCAGGAAGAAGAACCGAGCAUGUGAGAGCCAACUGCGAAACACCAGCUCUUCCAAGGCGUAUUCAAGUGCAGGUUGAAGGGUUUCAGUGGCCCCACUUGUACAGGACUACAAAUACCUGGUCCCCUCUCCAGCAGCAUGGCCCAACCACAGCCAGAAAGGAAGGCUCCAAACAUGUGGGCCAAGCCUGAGAGAGGGUCCUGCGGAAGCCUCAAGGCAAAGAGACACAGAGCCUCACAUUGACCGAGAAACCCGCAGAUCAACGUCCUGUGUAUUGUGUUACAUUGUGAUGGAUUUUGUUCAGCAUUGAAAAUUGCGUUUUCAUCACUUUGGAUCCCCUACGAGGGUGUCGAAGGGGAGUCUGACAGCUCUCCAACAGAACCUUCUGGAGAGACGCAGAGCUCUGAGGAUAUACGGAGCACCCUUUCCCCCCACGUAUGGAGCAGCCUUUCCCUCCACACACGGAGCAGCCUUUCCCUCCACACACGGAGCACCCUUUCCCUCCACACACGGAGCACCCUUUCCCCCAGGAUUUUCUAGGACUAUAAUACUGAAGGGGAUUCCCUGUGGAGAGUACGGGUCACAGAGCGUUCUGAAGUUCUCUUUCUGUUCUUCUAAAUGUGCUCUUAGGAAAGGUUUAUACUAAUUGGGAGCUUUUUCCUUCCUUAAGUUCAUUGAGGGCUUAAAUCUUUGAAGGCAAAUUUACGAAGCAGAAUAUAAGCUCAAUUUCUCUGUUUGUCUAAUAAUGAGUGACAAAAAUGGUCUCCUCAUUCAUGUCAUGUGGCAGAAGGACGUGACCAAAGGAGGAGGAUGCCAAGCAAAGGAGCAAGCAGUGACUUUAUGUGCCCUGAACCGGCUGCUGCAGUCGCUGUGAAGGCCUGCAGGAACCCGGAAACAAUGACCAGUCCAUGGUAUCCCCAUGCCGGGAACGUGUCAGCUGUUGCUCUACAAGCCUCCGUGUCGGGCUCUGCUUGGCACCAGUGGGAUGCCAUUGGCUUGGCCCCGGGGAGGGCAGCUGUGUAGCCUUUCGACAUGUUCCGGUGCCACAAGAAGGUAAGAUCUGUUGGGCCACAGCAGAAAUAGAGAAAUGCUUUGGUGCGGAUGGCCAGAGCAGGCUCUGUGUGCCCUCUUCGGCCUCUCGUCAUGCCCAGCACCACAUAGGGAAGCAUCGUUUGGAGCGUUGUCGGGGACAGAGGCUUCACACGGCUUUUUGUCAGUGAUAUUCUCGUCUUCAAAUGACAUACAGUGGGGGUUGGCAGAGCAACAGAUAAAAAGAGAAUCCAUUUCAUCUUUGACUUAAAAAAGGAAAAGAUUUAAAAGGCAUUUAACAGCGAAAGAGCUGAAGAAACUGAAGUCUUUGAAAAUGCAGAGCUGACACCCUCAAGCUCCGCUUCAUAGUGAAAGCUGGCCAUGAUGAUGCCCAUUUAAACAUGGUGCUUGGAGGAGGAGCUGGGCACACUUGGAGUGGACCUCUGAAAAGCUCUGCCCAUUUGAUGGCACGAAUCUAGUAGACUUUAUUUUUACUACUUUGUUAUUUAUUUUGAUUACGGUAUUCCUAAGAAUAAGCUUUAAGUGUCACGAAGAAGUUCAUUUUCCCAGAGUCUGACAGGAUGGGGAAAACUCACAACGUUUCAUAAUACACGCAGUAGAGUCUGUCGCAGUUGUCAGAGUGAGGAUCAAAGGAGAAACGGAGUCAUCUAGGAAUACUUCUAAGGACAAUUUCAAAUGCCAGCAUAGCUAAAACUGCUUGGAAAGACUAUUGUGAACACCCGAAAGACAUCUCAAUAAACACCUAUUAAACACCCACUA
Molecule: messenger RNA, 7591 nt
Organism: Monodelphis domestica (gray short-tailed opossum)
Lineage: Eukaryota; Metazoa; Chordata; Mammalia; Didelphimorphia; Didelphidae
Gene: SHC3
Product: SHC adaptor protein 3
Biological process (GO): intracellular signal transduction; cell surface receptor protein tyrosine kinase signaling pathway
Cellular component (GO): plasma membrane
Molecular function (GO): receptor tyrosine kinase binding
Source: RefSeq, a predicted model, not a curated record